AGAAGGAGGCAGCGUUGAAUCUUUGCUAAAUACCUGUGUGUCAAAGUUCAAAUUAUUGCGAGUUUUGGAUUUAAGGAAUUCGACAUGCAAGACUUUGCCACGUUCCAUUGGGAGACAAAGAAAUGGACCAGAUGUGUUGGUUUCUCCCAAAUCAUGAAAGUCAAUGAUGGAAAAAGACAAUUGUUGAGAAAAUAGGUGAUUCAUUGAGAUAGUUGAAGUUGUUUGCUGCAGGUUGACUCCACUACAGUCAAACCUAUAUAAACAUUUUAUACAAUCCAAAAAUGUUAAGCGGGCAAUUACUGAAGAACUGAAGCAAUCAAAGAUUUUGGCCUACGUAACAGCUCUCAAAAAGUUGUGCAAUCAUCCAAAGGUUCCUAUAAAUGCUGCUGGUUUGAUCAGAUAUAACUGGUGCCACCCCUUUUUUGGUAAAAUUAUCAUCCAUCUCAUGAAUAUGAUAAUAUAUAGCUCACUGCUGCAGCUGUGAAAGAUUGGAGAUACUGGAAGGACUUCUUGAACUACUACAGAAUAAAGAAUGUGCUCACUGGAAAGCUAAGUAGUUGCUUCUGAAAAAUAACCUAGAACCAAUGAAUUUUCCCACGUAUUGAGGAGUUGCAUCUACACUGCUGUCUUUGCCUUGCCAUUAUUGUCGUCACAGUCGUAGCUGUUAUUUACCAUAUUUUUUAGGUUCAUGGCAACCCCACCAGCGUCCCCUCUGCAGUCAAAUAUUCAGUCACCAACGAAGUGUAGGAAUACUAGAAAAUCAACACGGCUACGGAGGUUGACUGUACGAGCAUUGGAUCAGCCAAAACCAACUGUUUACGUGGAUGCCGCAACUGGCCGAGGAUCGGGUCCAUUCAAAGAGAAAUUCCACAGUUAUCUUGGGGUCGUGGCCAGAGAGAAAAUUCCCAUUGUACAUAAUAGCUGGAAAGAUGUUCCAGACACGCUAAAGGACCUAGUAUGGAAUGACAUUUUGGCAAAAUUUGAUAUCCCAGAAGCAUUAAAUGCAAAGAAAAAGGUCAUGUCCACCGUGGCCAGUAGAUGGAGGCAAUUUAAAUGUAACCUGACGACUAGAUUUGUGUAUGGUAACUCCGAAGGUCAACAUGAACAUAAUCCUCCGGUCAAAUAUGACGUAGAUAAAGAAACUUGGGAGCAAUUUGCUGCAAGCCGCAAAACUCCUAACUGGCAGGGAAUCAGGAAGAAGAUGCAAGAGAUCCAAAAAUACAAUGACUGCCCCCAUGUACUUUCUCGUGGGGGGUAUGAUUUGCUUGAAAAGAAGAUGAUGGAGGAGAAGAUGAACAAAAGACAACAUGACGCAAUGACAACUGAGAAUACACCAAACUCUGCGGAUCCCCCAUCUCCCAUUCAAAGACAUGUCAAGUGGGUGUUGGCACGCACUAAGCAAUAUGGACAAAUGACAUCAAAGUCGGCACAAGAAAUAUCUGAUAAAAUUGCCUCAUUGGAAGAACAAACGAGACAGGGUACCUUUGUCCCCCAUGGUCGUGAAGACAUACUAAACACUGCCAUCGGGCGACCGGAUCAUGGAGGCCGUGUUCGGGCAGCGGGGUUUGGGGUCACAAUAAGUCAAUACUUUGGAAGGGCAGCACGUGGCUCUAGUUGUUCAUCAGGGUCGAUCAGCCAAGUACAAAUGGCUGAAAUAAUUGGAGGCCUACAGGAACAGUGGAAAAAUGAAAUACAGGUAUUGAAAGAUGAGUUGAAGGAACAAAUCAUACUUGAGAUGUCGCAGAGGGGAUCGUUGAUCCCAACACAUAUUCAGCCAGAUAUACAUGGGUUAGGAGCACGAGUGAGCACAAAAGGGAGCAAUGCGGAGAGUGUUCUCAACCCAUGUCUGCCUAAUGAUGUUGCUCCUGUCGAACCCCUUAUGGGGUUGUAUGUGCAACACCAAGAUUCAAUUGAGUUGGUGGCCUUGGGAAAAACAUAUGAUGGAGGCUCGACCAUACACAAUGUGGCUUAUGCAGACGAUGUCGUAAGGGUUAGUGUUGAGCAAGUUAUUGACGGUGACGCUGAGGUCCCAUUCCCAGCAUCAGAGAUUAAGUGUGUCAGGCAGGCCCUUCACACAUUCAUUGCAUGGCCAACACCACUUGUUAAAAAAAUCUUUAUUGAGCAUGAGGGCAGUAGUCCAACUAAAGACACUGAAGCUGUUGAAGCGGUCAACGAUGUUGUUGUAGAUGACCCCUUGCGCGAGUUGAUUAAGAGCCUAGUUGACAUUUAUGAGAAGCCUGUAGAGUUAGUGUGGGAUGUUACUAAAUUUGGAAUUCCAAAUGCAACUGCAUCAUUGUUCAUAACGUGUGCUGAUGUGAAUGAAAUAAUAUCAGGCGUACAGUGUUUGAACAUAGCUAUACUACAAUUGUGGACCAUGUAUAUGGACCAAUUGAGUCAAAGCUAUGGUCUAGGAUCGGUGUAUGGAUUCCUUGAGCCGCAGGCUAUACUGAAUGCAAACGAUAAAUGUGGACAAUGUCAAGAAUACAUUGAAAAAUGGCUUAAGGAAUCGAACCGAGAUGUCUAUCUAGGCGCUUAUUUGAAUCAGGGACAUUGGCAGCUCAUUGUUUUGUGUCCUAAAAAAAAUACUGUCGUCUGGUUUUGUUCUUUGCGUAGAAGGGUAGAUGUUCAUAUAAAAGCUGCAAUUAACAAUGCAUUUAACACUUUGGAAACCAAGAGUGAGGGGAAAUUUGGUCACAGUACACCGCGGUGGAUUGAAGUGAAGAGUCACGUUCAAAGCGGAACCUAUGAGUGUGGCUAUUAUGUCAUGCAUUGGAUGUGGAACAUAAUCGUCGGGCAGUUGAAGACUAAUUGGACGCUGUGGUUCAAUGAUGGCACGCCGCUAGACAUCAACAUGAUGACAACAUUACGAAAAAAAUGGGCAGAAUAUUUUGUAAAACUUAGAAGCAUCCAAUGUACAAAGCUGUAGUUAACAUGCAAACAACCGCUUUCGUGUUUGUGAUGUAUUUGAUUAAGUGUUAGAAACAAUUUACCUGCUGUAAUGACUUUUAUGUGUCAAUAACAAUAGAUAUUUGUUUAAAACA
Messenger RNA from Glycine soja, 3041 nucleotides. RefSeq lists its product as uncharacterized. Bases 689 to 2926 code for a protein of 745 amino acids. The record is from RefSeq and is a predicted model, not a curated record. Lineage: Eukaryota; Viridiplantae; Streptophyta; Magnoliopsida; Fabales; Fabaceae. The transcript has 17 exons.